AUGGCUCUCUCUGUAGCAGGCAGACAUGCUAUUGUCACUGGUGGUGGUUCAGGCAUCAACCUUGCAUUUACGAAGAAGCUUCUCUCGCGCGGCUGCUCGGUUCUGGUUGGUGAUAUAAGCCUACGACCAGAGGCCCAGGAGCUUCUAAAGCAGUAUCCACACAAUCCAUCGACACCGCCUUCUGCCGAUACGCCUGUCGCACUCUUCAAGAAGACGGAUGUUGCAUCAUGGCCACAGCUAUCGGCGUUGAUUCGCGCGGCUGAGGUGGCCUUUCCACAAGUCGACAUUGUCGUUCCUGGCGCUGGCAUUUUUGAGCCCAGGUGGAGUUCUUUCUGGAACCCUCCGAAGUCACCAACCAAUCCCGAUAGCCCUUCACGAGAUGAUGCAGACGGCGAACCGGGCCAUUAUGCCGUGAUGGAUGUCAAUUUGACGCACCCAAUCCGACUCAGCCAGCUCGCCAUCGCUCACUGGACCUCACGCCGUAUUCCGGGCUCGCUGCUCGUUGUUGGCAGCAUGGCUGGAUACGUGCACGGUAUCGGGUCACCAUUAUACCAUGCUAGCAAACAUGGAUUGCACGGCUUUGUGCGCAGUCUCGGCCGUCUGCGAGACACGGUAGGUAUUCGCACGGCGGCCAUUGCACCAGGUGCUGUCAAUACACCGCUAUGGAGCGAUGAUCUUGAUAAAAGCAACAUGAUCGGCUCAGACGAUAUUGCAGCCAGCGCGGAUGAUAUUGCUGAAGCCAUGUUGGAACUGCUGGAGAAUCCACAAUACGGCGAUGGGACGAUAUUUGAGGCAACGGCCAGAGGCACGCGGGUAGUCCCCGCGUUUAAUGCUCCUCUGCCAGACGUCAAGGGUGGAGGUAUAUCGGAGUAUGAGGCCAAAGUUUCGAGACAAUGGGAGAAGACAAUUACGGAGGAGGGGCUCAAGGUUUAG
Trichoderma gamsii is the source of this 933-nucleotide messenger RNA. RefSeq lists its product as hypothetical. The transcript has 3 exons. NCBI's taxonomy places the organism in Eukaryota, Fungi, Ascomycota, Sordariomycetes, Hypocreales, Hypocreaceae. Gene Ontology annotation, molecular function: oxidoreductase activity, acting on the CH-OH group of donors, NAD or NADP as acceptor. Gene Ontology annotation, cellular component: cytoplasm. The coding region runs from base 1 to 933 and encodes 310 amino acids. The record is from RefSeq and is a predicted model, not a curated record.